Lytechinus pictus (painted urchin) is the source of this 2651-nucleotide messenger RNA. RefSeq names its product NADH dehydrogenase [ubiquinone] 1 beta subcomplex subunit 8, mitochondrial-like. The transcript has 5 exons. Bases 225 to 791 code for a protein of 188 amino acids. The record is from RefSeq and is a predicted model, not a curated record. Lineage: Eukaryota; Metazoa; Echinodermata; Echinoidea; Temnopleuroida; Toxopneustidae. Gene Ontology annotation, cellular component: mitochondrion.
AGGCCUAAAGCAUUUUCAUUAGUUGAUGCAAGAAAAAAGAGCAACUGCCUUGUUUAAGAACCGUGCCGGGAUUCGAACCCCAGUCUUUCAUGUUGCAGUCGGGCACCUCAGACCACUCGGCCAAGCCACGGAACCUCGGAUCGAUCGGAACCUCGGCCUCGCCGCGCCGCGCCGCGUCGGCUAUCGAUGACGGAUAUCGAUGGCAGAUCGAUUAAAUUUUCAAAAUGGCGCUAGCUCGAUGCGCCCGAUGUCUCCGGUUUGACCGGCUGUCAUCGGUUCUUACUGUGUCUCCUGGGAGAUAUGCUUCCGGUGAUGUCAGCUUACCCGGUCCCUACCCACAGACCCCCGAAGAGAGGGCUGCAGCGGCCAAGAAGUACGGCAUGAGGAUAGAGGACUAUGAGCCCUAUGCCGAUGACGGUUGGGGAUGGGGUGACUAUCCAAAGAUGAAGAAUCAGCAUGCUGAUGAUAGAGACCCGCAUGGGGACUGGGACUUUCCCGAGGACAGGAGAAACUGGGGUGAAGUGUUGCACAUAGAACAAGAUCUCUACGUUAGGCAGCGUCCAAAUGCAUACAAGGAAAACAGAAAGGUCCCCAUGUUCAAGCAAGUCAUGAUACUUGGUGGGAUCCUCACAACAUUGGCAACCUUUGGUAUUCUUGGACAAAAAUACAAAUAUUUUCUACCUGUGGCCCCUAAGCAAUAUCCAUACAACAAUCUUUACAUCGAGAAGGGCGGAGAUCCAAGCGCCAUGCCAGAUACACCCAAACACUAUACCUUCCCAAGCUCAAGUUAAUGAGGAUCCAUCAGAUGCCUGCAUUAAGGCCUUCUGUUAGCUACAUCCUUCUUGCAGGCAGAUGAAUUGUGAUUUCAAAUACUCUGCUAUCAGAGCCAGUACCCUUUUUUCAUUAAACCUACAGUAUAUCAAAUUAUUAAUAACAGAUGCCUGAAUUACAAGCUAAAUUUGCAUUCAGCCAACUAUUAGAAUUGUAAAUAGCAAAUUUGGUAUAUUUCAUGCAACAGGUUGGCACUUAUACGUUGAAUCUAUCUCAAAUUUUACGUUGAGGUAAUGUCAAUAAUACACAUUUAUACAGUUUUCUUUUGGAUGUGAAAAAGGGGAACUUUCUUGGUGUAGACCUAUGCUUUCAUGCAACCCCAUUUUACCACCCGGUCACUAUACACAAUGGCAAUAGCUUUUCAACAAAGAAUUGUAAUUGGACCAGAAUGAGUCCAAUUGGGUCAAAGCAAAGCUCCUUAUAUACCUGUAAGAGAAAAAAAGGUCACUUUUGUGUAUACAGAAUUUAAGUGAACCCUUUUCUCAUACAUUUACAGGUGCUACAAGAAAAUGUUUGCAGUCGAUUGCAAAUUUUGUAGCAAUUUUAUAUAAUUGAUCAAUAAAUUUUAGCUAAAACGUGUCAAUUUAUAGCCUUUGUCACAUGAGGCAAAAUCAGAAAUCAAGAGCAAAUUUGUAAUUAAUUGCAAAGCAUAUCAAUGAUUUUGAAACCUUAAAUAGCCUAGAAAUUGAUCGCAAGCUCUUUCAAUGCCUGAUUAGUAGUGAUUAAACAUGUACUGUUUGAGGCCGUACCAUUGAGACAUGUUCACUUGCCUUUCUCUGGGUUGUCAAUGAACUUGUUUUAAAAAAUAGCCCUUAAAAGAUCCUUUGUAUAGAAAGGGUGGUUUACCGAAAGCUAAAAUCAAUUUCAAAUAAAUCAGUUUUCUGAUUAUUUGAUUGGUGUAGAUGUUAAAAUUAAUUAAAGCUAGUGAAUGUCUCCAGGUAUGUUUGCAAAGACUAUCACCACUAUCCGUUUAAUGGUGUCCAACAGAUGUGCUGUUCAAUACUGUCAUUAGUGGUUGAAAGGAGGAUAUAUUGCCUAUUGAUGUGUAAAUGGAAGAUAAUUAGAAGGAGCCGGUGGGUGUACUUAAAGCUGUCUGUAACUUUUGAAUGACUGGUUAUCCUUUUUGUGGUAAAUGAUUUAUACUCCAAAAUUUUUUAUUGAUGUUGAAUUAGCCCCUAAAAAGUAUCACCAGUCGUUCGUAAUAGCUUUAUGAAACACCUACCUGGUGGGUGUUUCUUACGCGCGAAGUAAUCACCAAUUAACAUAUCAUUUACCACAAGAAAGGAUCACCAGUCGUUCUUAAAGUCGCUCUUAACUUAUGAACAGCUUUAUGAAACGGCCCUCAGGACCCUCCAUAUUACAAGUACAUAUAUAAUGAUUUAAAAUUUAUAUGACGAGGGUAAAGAUAGAGGUAUGGUACAAGGAAGCCUUUGAAGUGUAAAAGAGUAGGGUCAUGGUGUCAUCCAGGGGAGUCUUUCAUGAAACAAUCAUUGAUUUUCACUGAUAAUUUAGCCCUUAGCCAAGGAUUUCAGCAUCUUUCAACAAAUAGUCAGAAAAUAUCAUUCACUUUUUGUUUCAUGAAAUGCUUCCUAGGUAGUUAUGAGAAUUUCAGGGUGAUGGUAAGCAUGUCAAAGUGCAUGUCAUGUUUGUAUAUGAAUGGGGGCGCCCUUUAGUGUUCAGGAAUAUCUUGUACGGCAACUGAUCAAGAGGAAGUCCUGUUUCUGACCCCCCGUCCUCCGAUUCCCAAUACCAAUGUGUUGAUUUGAUUCUUUUGAGAUGCUAUAUAUAUAUUAAAAACUUUCAUGGAAAGUUCAUUAAAA